This is a messenger RNA of Lasiodiplodia theobromae, 1503 nucleotides long. Its product is annotated as Nucleotide-binding alpha-beta plait. Gene Ontology annotation, cellular component: nucleus; cytosol. The record is from RefSeq and is a predicted model, not a curated record. The transcript has 2 exons. NCBI's taxonomy places the organism in Eukaryota, Fungi, Ascomycota, Dothideomycetes, Botryosphaeriales, Botryosphaeriaceae. The coding region runs from base 1 to 1503 and encodes 500 amino acids. Gene Ontology annotation, molecular function: RNA 7-methylguanosine cap binding; mRNA binding.
AUGGACGCCAGCAACGUCCAGCCUGCCGCCGGCUUCCAAGCCAUGGACGCCGACAUGGACAUCGACAUGGACAUUGACCUCACCACCGCCGACGACAUUGAAGCCUUCGACACUGAGGGCAUUACCAUUGAUGACACUGCUGCUUCGACCACUGCAAGUGGCGCACCGAAUGCUGUCGCAAAGGAGCCUCAGCUGGAGAAGGUGAACAUCGAGGGCGUUGACAACCUCACGACUGCCCAAGUGAAGGCGUACGCUCUUGGUCACUACCCUUCCGACCAUUAUGUCCGCAUUGAGUGGAUCGACGACUCCCACGCGAACAUUGUCUACGAAACUGGAAACGCCGCCCUCGAAGCCCUUGUCGGCCUCACUGACCCCGCCAAGCGCGAUCUUGCCACAGCAGCCGACACUUUGGAACAUGCUUUGGAACAGCGUGAUGCAAAGCCCUUCUUCGACAACCCGGAAGUUCAGUUGAAGAUUAGACUGGCGGUCAAUACUGACGUCAAAGCCCCGCGCGCACACGAGGCUAGCCGCUUCUACCUCAUGAACCCUGACAAAGACCCUUGGGAGAGAAGAAGGAGGCAACCGGGCGACCGUCGCAACGGAGGUGGCGAUGGAUACAACAGAAGGCGCUACGACGAUCGUGAGCAGAGGCGAAGGAAGGACAACGCCGAGUAUGACAUGGAUAUGUACGAUGAAGAAGGCUCUUCUAGGCCUCGGAAUGCCAGCAGGCGUCCCAGGCGCGGCUCGCUGUCAGACGACUCGUUGGAUGAUCGUAGGAGGGGCAGGAGAAGAGAGGCACCGAGCAAGAAUCUGGAUGACCUCCUUCCCUCCAAGGCUGAUGGACGUCUCCGCGACCGCAGCGCAUCACCGCUCCGCGAUGGUGACGGUCGAUAUGGUUUUGAGGAGGAUGAUGGCGCUGCGCACCGCCGAAUCCGCAGGAGGAGUUACUCGCCUCCGUCGAACCGGCUUCCCUCUGGCAACGGCAGCAAAGAGCUUUUUCCGGGACGCGGCGGUGCGACCAAGGAACUUUUCCCUGGAGCAGCCUCCAAGUCUACUCUUCUUUCGUCUACCGCUUCCAGCCCCAACCCCUCUACCAACACCAACUCCAACUCCACAAAAGAACUCUUCCCUAGCAAGGGCGGACAUACCCAUGGAAAGCGCUCUCGCGAGCUGUUCCCGCACAAGACAGCUCACAGCAAUCAUCGCCGCCAGGAUGCCUAUGAUUCUAGAGACCUUUCCGAGCAGGCAUUCACGAGGCCACGCAGUCUUGAGGAGCGCAUUACUGGCGGACCCAACAGCAAUGGCCGUCUCAAUGGUGAAGACCAAGGAUUUGCCGUUAAGGGUUCCGCAGACGCGCCUGGAUUCUCCAUCCGCGGUGCUGCAGAUGUUAGAGAGCUGUUCCCGAUGAAGUCUGGUGCCGGAUCCAACGCUGGAAAGGAGCUGUUCUCAGAGAAGAUCCAAGGUCGCGGUGAACCGAGGAGGAAGGCGGACAUGUAUUUUUGA